Molecule: messenger RNA, 8757 nt
Organism: Rattus norvegicus (Norway rat)
Lineage: Eukaryota; Metazoa; Chordata; Mammalia; Rodentia; Muridae
Source: RefSeq, a predicted model, not a curated record
AUGAUCUUCCCAGUCACCCUCUUAGCGUUUCAGUGGCAGCGACGGCCUGGAGGCCGUGCCCUGUCCCGCGCUGCCAUGGAAGUAGCCUUCCGAGGAGUGCGAAAAGUCCUCUGCGUGGCGGAGAAAAACGACGCUGCCAAAGGAAUCGCCGACUUGCUAUCCAACGGUCGUAUGAGGCGGAAAGAAGGCCUUUCUAAAUUCAACAAGAUUUAUGAAUUUGACUAUCAUCUGUAUGGCCAGAAUGUUACUAUGAUAAUGACUUCAGUCUCUGGACAUUUGCUGGCUCAUGACUUCCAGAUGCAGUUUCGGAAAUGGCAGAGCUGCAAUCCCCUUGUCCUCUUUGAAGCAGAAAUUGAAAAGUAUUGCCCAGAAAAUUUUAUAGACAUCAAGAAAACUCUGGAACGAGAGACACAGCAUUGUCAGGCAUUGGUGAUCUGGACUGACUGUGACAGAGAAGGUGAAAACAUCGGGUUUGAGAUUAUCCAUGUAUGCAAGGCUGUAAAGCCCAAUCUACAGGUGCUGAGGGCCCGCUUCUCUGAGAUCACACACCAUGCUGUCAGGGCAGCCUGUGAGCAUCUGACUGAGCCUGACCAGAGAGUAAGUGACGCAGUGGAUGUGAGGCAAGAGCUGGAUCUGAGGAUCGGGGCUGCCUUCACAAGGUUCCAGACCCUGCGGCUCCAGAGGAUUUUCCCUGAGGUGCUGGCGGAGCAGCUCAUCAGCUAUGGCAGCUGCCAGUUCCCAACACUGGGGUUUGUGGUGGAAAGGUUCAAGGCCAUUCAGGCUUUUGUGCCGGAAGUCUUCCACAGAAUUAAAGUAACUCAUGACCACAAAGAUGGGACUGUAGAGUUCAACUGGAAAAGAUACCGUCUCUUUAACCACACAGCUUGUCUUGUCCUUUAUCAGUUGUGUAUGGAGGAUCCCAUGGCAACCGUGGUAGAGGUCAGGUCCAAGCCAAAGAGCAAGUGGCGGCCUCAAGCGUUGGACACUGUGGAGCUAGAGAAACUGGCGUCUCGAAAAUUGAGAAUAAAUGCCAAAGAAACCAUGAGGAUUGCGGAAAAGCUCUAUACACAAGGGUACAUCAGCUAUCCCAGGACAGAAACAAACAUCUUCCCCAAAGACUUAAACCUGGUUACAUUGGUGGAACAGCAGACCCAGGAUCCACACUGGGGGGCUUUUGCUCAGAACAUUCUAGAGCGAGGCGGCCCCACUCCACGAAAUGGGAACAAAUCUGAUCAAGCUCACCCUCCCAUUCACCCCACCAAAUACACCAGCAGCCUGCAGGGAGAUGAUCGGCGACUGUAUGAGUUCAUCGUUCGCCAUUUCCUGGCUUGCUGCUCUCAGGAUGCUCAGGGGCAAGAGACUACCGUGGAGAUCGACAUUGCCCAGGAGCGCUUUGUAGCCCAUGGCCUCAUAAUCCUGGCCCGUAACUAUCUAGAUGUGUAUCCGUAUGACCACUGGAGUGACAAGCUCCUCCCUGUCUAUGAGCAAGGCUUCCGCUUUCAGCCCAGCACUGUGGAAAUGGUGGAUGGGGAGACUAGCCCACCCCAACUGCUUACCGAAGCUGACCUCAUCGCCCUCAUGGAGAAACAUGGUAUUGGUACUGAUGCAACUCAUGCAGAACACAUCGAGACCAUCAAAGCCCGGAUGUAUGUGGGACUCACCUCAGACAAGCGGUUCCUCCCUGGGCACCUGGGCAUGGGACUUGUGGAAGGUUAUGAUUCCAUGGGUUACGAGAUGUCCAAGCCUAACCUCCGUGCCGAGCUGGAAGCUGAUCUCAAGCUGAUCUGUGAGGGCAAGAAGGAUAAGUUUCAGGUUCUAAGGCAGCAAGUGCAGAAAUACAAGCAGGUGUUCAUUGAAGCAGUGGCGAAGGCAAAGAAGCUGGAUGAGGCCUUAUCUCAGUACUUAGGAGAAAGGACAGAGGUGGCUCAGCAAGAAGAGAUCUACCCAGCCAUGCCAGAGCCUGUUCGGAAGUGCCCACAGUGUAACAAGGAUAUGGUCCUCAAGACCAAGAAGAGUGGUUCUACCUUAGCUGCACGGGGUUCCCAGAAUGUCGCUCAGCCGUGUGGUUUCCUGACUCGGUGCUGGAGGCCAGCAGGGACAGCAGUGUAUGUUCCGUUUGUCAGCCAGCCCCUGUGUACAGGUUGAAGUUGAAGUUUAAGCGUGGUAGCCUUCCCCCAUCUAUGCCCCUGGAGUUUGUCGGCUGCAUAGGUGGAUGUGAUGAGACCUUGAAGGAAAUCUUCGGCCUGCGAUUUUCACGGGCUCCACCAAGAGCGAGCCAGCCCUCUGGCCACCUGCAGGCCAGCCAGGCCCUCAACAGGAUGGACAGCAGUCAGCGUAGCCUGUCUCAACCUCUGGUUAACAGACAUACUGGACCUUCGAAGGCAGUGGCCCAAACCUUGCUACCACCCACUGCUGCUGCUGAGGGCAACUCUGUGACCUGCAACUGUGGCCGGGAGGCUGUGCUGCUCACCGUCCGCAAGCAGGGCCCCAACCAGGGCCGGCACUUCUAUAAGUGCAGUGGUGGUGACUGCAACUUCUUCCUGUGGGCUGACAGCAGCCACCCCACUGGAGGAGGGCCCCCCACCUCUGUAUCAAGACCCCCAGGCAACUCGGUAGGAUGCCCCUCAGGCUUCGGCAGCCACAUGGAUGGGUUCGGCAGCCUUGGUGGUGACGGUGAUGGAGGUGCAUCCUGCCUGUGCGGGCAGCCUGCUGUCACACGGACUGUACAGAAGGAUGGGCCCAACAAAGGACGCCAGUUCCACACCUGUGCCAAGCCACGGGAGCAGCAGUGUGGCUUCUUUCAGUGGGUGGAUGAGAACAUGGCCCCAGGUGAGGCAGCAGGCCAGCAGGUCCCUACGUAGGUUUUCACAGUGGCUACAAGUGCAGAGACCGAGUGUAGAGACCAGAGGAGGAGGGAGGGCAGAUGGGUGUGGUGGGGAUCCGCAGGGCAGUGCUUUGCUGUUUUCUCAUUGUUUAGUACGGUGCCCCACGCUGUGACAGAUACCCAUCGGGCAUCUUUCAUCUGCAUUUCAUCAGCAUUGCAAGUGAGAUGAGGCUCAGGCGAGGGAAAGGCUUUAUUUGGUAUCCCAGUGACAGGGCCCAAGGUAGGAAUGACAGUCUUUUCCCCUGCAGACCCACCCUUGCUAGGUCCUUGAUACCAGCUUCAUUUUACCUAGGGCACACUGACUGAAGAUAUAUAGGUGUGCCCAGAGCUACAUAACCUAGCCAUAGUGUCUCAGGGAUGAGUGCUAUAAGGAUUGGCACCCCGACACUGAAUCACGUUUGUUCCAGCUACCACGGUGCACAGCAGUAAACAAUCUGUCUAGCCUAAAGCUAAGCACAUCUCUUCCACCUCAGUUGCCUGAGCCUAUCAGCCUCAGUCUCCUCAGCUGUAAGACGCUCCCACCACUAAUUCCACAGGACGGCUCCUGCUCAUACAGGAGCCAGGCUAGUUUCAGACCAUGAUUUCUUUGUUUACUUAUUUAUUUUUUUGUGUCUGGGGUGCACAUUUUGAGGCAGGUUAUGUAUAUAGCCCAGGCCGGCCUCAAACCUGUAAGCCUCCUGCCUCAGCCUCCUGAGUACCAGAAUAACGGGCAUGUGCCCCCAGUGCUGACUUCAUAUGAUUAUUGUAUUUGUGCCUCCAGAUGUAAGAAAUACUGGAAGGCUUGGUGAAAAGCACAGGACUCAGGGCCACCAGACAGUGCAUCUUUUUCCUCUCCCAUAUUGAAAUAACUGCAGAGCCCGUGGCCUUGUACACACUUGAGACUUUCCAGGGUCACCAGAAGUGACAUGACCUCUAAGCCAGAUGAGGAGUUAACCCCAGUGACAGGGCAGCCAGCAUUGAGGCCUGUUUAUAAACUGGAAGGUCAGAGUGCUCAGGGUCCCUCGAAGGCAAGGUGAAGCUGGGGAGCUGGCUAGCGAUCGCAGACUCUCUGCUUAGGGAGCUUGGGUUUCUGCUAUGUAGGAAGGGUAUAUAGGAAAUUACCACUGCCGCCUUAUCACAGCAGUCUCUAAGAACUUGAGUUUCUUUACGAAAAGAAAGGGCUGGAGAGAUAGCUGUUGUUAAGAACUCUUGACGCCCUUCCAGAGGACCCUGAGUUGGGUCCAGCACCACCUCAGGUGGAUCACAACCUCCUGUGCCUCCAGCUCCAAGGAGUCCAGUGCCCUCCUCUGCAGACACUUGCACUCACAGAAGCUCACACACAUACACACGCAUAAAAAUAAAGUAGUUUACAAAGAAAAAGAAAGCAAGUAAUGGGUGUUCGGUACAUCAUGCCCUUGACAAAGAGCUGACCUUUACAAAGCCGAGGGAGUCCGGCCUGUAGGUUCACCUGCCUUGUAAAACAACAUUGUACCUUUUGGGUUUAGGUUUGGUUUUGGUUUGAGACAUAGUCUCAUGUAGCCCACGCUGACUACCCUUGGUGACCUUUCUGCCCUCAGGGACUAGCAUUGUAGGUCUGCGGCUCCACACCUGGCAUUGGGUCUGGUUCUUGCUACUUGAUCAGAUCAGUUGUGAGCACAUCUUUCCUGUCUCCUUCCACAGGGAGUUUUGCAGCCCCAGCAUGGCCAGGAGGCAGAGGAAAAGCCCAGAGACCAGAGGCUGCAAGCAAAAGACAAAGAGCUGGUUCCUUAGAUGCAGGGUCUACAGUAAAAAAGCCUCGGAAAUGUAGUCUUUGCCACCAGCCUGGACACACCCGGCCCUUUUGUCCUCAGAACAGAUGAUGGCAGGUGAGGUGGAGGAAGUCACCUAACCAGAAAUGAACUAACUGGACCAGGUGACCAUCCACUGUCCUGGAAACCUAGGGAGGUAUUGGGUUUUAGAGUUGGCCUUCCUUUGUUGAGGAGUACAAAGACCAGACACGUCUGGAAAAUCUGGCUGGCUCUGCUGGAUGCCGUUGCUCUGUCUGGCUCAGGAGUGACUGGCUGCGCACUAAUGGAAAGUGAGAAGAUGAGCAGUCAGCAUGUAAGCAGAGCUGACCUCAGUGACCUUCCAAACCCGGGCCGUGGCCACUGUCUGCCACAUGAGAAGCAGCACCGGCUCUGGGCAUCCCAGUGGGCCUUUUCUGACAGCUGUUUGAGAAGUGGCAGAAGCCUCCCCUCCUGCUCAGCCUAGGACACCCAUAGCUCAUGUGCCUUAAUUUAAAAAAAAAAGGGGGGGGCUGGGGAUUUAGCUCAGUGGUAGAGUACUUGCCUAGGAAGCACAAGGCCCUGGGUUCGGUCCCCAGCUCCGAAAAAAAAAAAAAAAAUGGGGGUUGGGAAUUUAGCUCAGUGGUAGAGCGCUUGCCUAGUAAGCGCAAGGCCCUGGGUUUGGUCCUCAGCUCCGGGGGGAAAAAAAAAAUCCAUCCACAUUUUCUGGUGGCAUUCAGGCUGGGGAUGCCAGCAGGAGCCAGUGAAGGCCAAAGGGCCUCUUCUUGGGACUCUCCCCAUCCAUCUCUGCACUCUCUUGCAGGGUUCUUCCCUGCUGUUGUCCCUUGAAGCCGGCAGAUUCCAGGAUACUGACUGGCCUUUGCAGAAGAGGCUGUGUCCUUUGUUUGCGCUCACAAACUUCUAGCCAGCCAUGUUAGCUUUGUCCACACUUGAGAAGUGAAGUGUGAAUUGUUCCUUGAUUUACAAGUUCAUGAAGCAACUGGGGUUGUUCUCAGGUCAGAGCAAUAGUCUUGAAUAGAUAGGAACUCUCAGCCUGGCUGCCAGCAGGUUCUCCAGUGAAUAUUCCUACCAUUGCUCAUUGGGUACCAUCUGCAGCCUGCAUUUAGGGUCUGACCCUGGUCCAUCACUCACAGCUGGCCUACCUGUUUGAUCACUUCAGUAGACACCUCACGGACUUGCUGUGCCUAGCACCUUUCCCUUCGCACAAUGUUCACAGGAUUUGUUGAGAGUGAGUCAUUCAUUUUGUUGUUGUUGUUUUGUUUUGAAACGGUUUUUCUGUGUAGCCCUGGCUAUCCUGGAAUGUGCUUUAUAGACCAGGCUGACCUCAAGCUCAGAGACCAUGUGCCUCUGCCUCCUGAGGGCUGGGAAUAAAGGUGUACCAUGCCCAGCUUCCAUUUAUUUGUUUAUUUGGAAAUUUUGUCCAAGGUCUUUAUUGCUGCUUAGACUUUGGUUUUUCAUGACAGGAUUUCUCUGUGUAGCCCUGGCUAUUCUGGACUCUCUUUGCAGACCAGGCUGGCCUCAAACUUAGAGAGGUCCACCUGCCUCUGCCUCCCGAGUGCUGGAAUUAAAGGCAUGCACCACCACGCCUGCCGCUCCUUGGAUUUUUAAGCAGCUCUUUUAUGCUUUAAAAAGUGGGGGGGGGGGGGGAGCUGGAGAGAUGGCUCAGCAGUUAGGAGCACUAACUGCUCUUCCAGAGGUCCUGAGUUCAAUUCCCAGCAACCACAUGGUGGCUCACAACCAUCUGUGAUGGGAUCUGAUAGCCUCUUCUAGUGUGUUUGAAGACAGCUAAAAUAAAUAAAUCCUUUUUUUUUUUUUUUUAGAUUGUAUUUUAAAAAAUUGGUGAAGGUGAGAAUUAGCGAGUUGUACAUUCCUAGCAAAGCCAGCAAGGAUAACAACUGGCCUUGGACAGGGCAUUGUCUUAGUCCAAGCAAAUACUGGAGACAGCCAAGAAGUUGUGCCUUGAUCCUACAAUUGGAAGUUCUGGAUUCCAAAGUCAGCUCUCACCUUUAAAAAAACAAAAUGAAGGAAAUAGCACUGGUCAGUUCUCCUGGAGUACCAGUGGGAGAGAGAAAAAGACAAAGAAGUGGAGUAGGGUGUGAGGGGGGGCAAGGCUGGGUACCCAGGGCUGGGUGCUGGAGAGUCUGCUGGGGUCAGUGAUGGCAGACUGGACCUAAAGCAGUUUGUGUUGGGGAUGGGUCUGUCAGGGGGAAGGGGACACAUACCCAGACAGUGUUGAGGUCUCUGUUAGCUGCCUUGUCAAGGGGACAGAUGUUGGGGGCGGGGUGACAGUUGUUCCCUGGGUUCAUUGUGUGAAGUCCUUAAAUGAAUGUGAGGGAGAGGAUGUGUGUGGGUGAGGAAGAAAGGCAGUGGGAGGGAACAAGACGGAGAAGAGAGAGGGGAGGAUGGGAGUGGAGUUGCCAGAUGGAGGGGUGCUGGUGGCAGGGACGCUGGAGGUUGAGUGGAGCUUACCUGGCCAGCAAGGAUGCCACCUAAAGCUGAGUUCAGGGACAUCUAUUAGGUCCCACGCUAAGGCCAUGAAGUACUGGAUAAGAGGAUCUUAUUCUGCAUGUCUGCACUACGUUAUAUGUGUGCAGGUACCCACCAAGUCCAAAAGCGAGCAUCAAGUCCAUGGAGCUGGAAUUACAGGUAGUCGUAAGCCACCCAUUGUACGGAUGCUAGGGACCAAACUCCAUCCUUUAAAGGGCAGUGUGGUGGUUUGAGUAUGCUUGGCCCAGGGAGUGGCACUACUAGGUGUGGCCAUGAUGGUAGAAAUGUGUCACUUCGGGGGUGGGCAGUGAGACCCUCCUAACCACACGGGAUGCCAGUCUUCACUUGGCUGUCUUUAGAACAAGAUGUAGAUAGAACUCUCAGUUCCUCCAGCCCCAUGUCUGCCUUUUUCCUUAUAAUUCAAGAGACAGGACAGGUGGCACUUAGUGGAUUUGCAUGUCAUCCUGCCACAACUGUGACCCUUCAACUGUAGUUUUAACUGGUUGUAGCUCAUGCUACAAUCUGAUGCAGACUUCCAAGCCUGUGAGAAAUUUAGGGCAUAUGUGUCCUCUGGGGACAGGGUGUCCAAAAGGCAGAUAGUCAGAGGGUCGGGAGAGAGAUACCACAUUCUUCUGGUCUCUAUAUGGGUCUUCAAUCCCAUGUAUGGCCUGUGAGGUUUGCACAUCUAUCUGUCUCCCUCGCCUCUGAGAGAAUUUUGUACCCCAGUAGACCAAAGGGCACUGAGGCGAAUGAGAGGGACUGCCGUAUCACUCUGGUGUGUGGUGCUGCUGAAACCUGCAUAAACUGGUUCCUGGGUGGCAUUUCAGCCAUUUUGGACUAUACAGCAAUGAAAUGUUAACCCUUUUUGCUAACUUUAAAUGUUUAUAGUGUCUGCACCAUUUUAGUCUUAUUAUUCCACACCCUUAUUAGUUCUUUUUUCCUUCCCCCUCCCCCACCUUGUCUUAUAGCUGUGCUUGUAUUUAUGAUGUAAUAUGAUCUUGAAGCCCGCCCUGGUCCUCCUGCCUCAGCCUCCCAGGUGCUAGAGUUUGGGGCGUGCACCACUGUAGCUGGUUCUGCUUGCUGACUGUGUGGUUUGAGGGUCUGCUACAGUUACCUUGAGGCAGGAUGGGAGGAGUAAUGUCUGGCUUGUGGACCCUGCUAAUGGAGUUGAAAAUUUUCAGACAGCACUGAUAAAACCAAAAUUGCCUGUGGAGGCAAGGUGUAUAUCCCAAAGACACUCGGGUCAGUAAGCAGGCUUGCCUUAAUUUAGAGACAGGGUAAUGUAGCCCAUUGAGUCCCUAGGACAACCUGUUCCCCUAAGCCUUAAUAGCACCCUCGUAAACCUUUGUUAAGGCUCCCAGCUUUUCUCUUCUAUCAGAUUAAUUUAUAGACAGGAGUAUAAUCCAAGAGACAGGGCAGAGGGCACUUCAUAAAUUUGCAUGUCAAUCUACUGCUAAUCUGUUUAUUGAAUGUGCUGCUACAGAGAGGGACAUUUCUUAGCAAUUUAGAGAUGUAACUUGAGAGCCACACUCAUCCUGUCCCGUGUACACUCAGGUCUCUCCCCUCUUGUGUCUCUUCUUCCUUUACCUUUCUGCUUUUAAAUAAAUUCAACUUUGAUUCAUA